Molecule: messenger RNA, 2181 nt
Organism: Cyclocybe aegerita
Lineage: Eukaryota; Fungi; Basidiomycota; Agaricomycetes; Agaricales; Hemipholiotaceae
Source: the annotation of a GenBank genome assembly
AUGGCUGCUUCCCUUGUCCCUUCUUGCCUACCUUCCCCUGUGCAUUUGCCUGCCUCUUCUCCUACCCUGUGCCAUCUCGCAGCGCGCUCCUAUGAUCCCACAAGUCCCACCCCUUCCAUCACGUCACUGGGUCUCAUCCUAGAUGUGGAUUCUGAACUGCUACCGACAGCCUCACCCGACCUACUUCUCUCCAUGGUAGGGUACAGUGCUCAUGUUGGGCCGGCAGUGGCAAAUCUGGGAUUGCUCUCCAACUCUGCAAUUCCUGUUGUGGGCUCGGAGGGCACCAGUGGUGAGAAGAGGCAACAAGAGGUUGAUGAGGGCAUGGAUGGGUUGAUGAAACACAAGAAGACCAUGAGGGAUGGGGAGCGGCGCAGAGGUGGAAGAGAGGUGGUGGAAGUCCCCCCUGAUGCUCCAGAUUGGGUGCUCCAGUGUCUGGCGCUCUUCCAGGCUGCUGACCUGGCUAUGGUUCUCAAGGAGAACCAAAUGCAGGGCAAGUGGAAAUUGCUCCUGGUUGCCUGGUUGGCCUUUGAGGAGCACCAGGGCUGGGAGGGUACUGGCGCAUUGCCACCAAACUACGCCCAGGUGCUGUCACAACUCGAUGAUAAUAAUGUGGGCCUGCGUAAGGCCUACAAAAUUAUCUACCUUCUCUUUGUUGCCUUCGCGCUCGUUCUUGAACACGACAAGACCGAGCUGUUUCAUUUCUCGCGUCGACGAGACGCCUACAAUCCGUCGCUGGAUUUGGGGUACGCCCCACAUACCGGCGCUACACCCUUGAAGCCCAAGACCUAUUGGAGGUACUUGGGCUUCUACUUUGACCGCGGGCUCACCUUCCAUGAGCACGUUCGCUACUACGCCACCAAGGCGUUCACCACCGUGCAGGCCAUGCGCAUGCUCGGGAACUCUACUAGAGGUCUCUCACCUAAACAGCGCCGCCUCUUAUAUCGGUCGUGUGUGGUUCCCAUUGCCACAUACGGCUAUCGUCUCUGGUAUUUCGAUGGCGCCCGCAACAAGGGUGCGAUGAACCAGUUGAAACGGAUGCAGCGUAAAGCUGCUCUAUGGAUCACGGGUGCCUUCCGCACCUCACCUACAGGCGGUCUUGAGGCUCUAGCGGGCCUCAUUCCUGUCCAUCUUAUGCUGAAGAAGCUGGCAACGCGUGCAGUGUAUCGCGUCGCCACCCUCUCAGACACUCACCCCCUUCGCUCUAUGAUGGGCGAGGGACUUCUCAAGCGAGCUGCACCACACGCUCGCUCUGCCGCCUUGAUGACCCCAGCCAUGCGGGGGAAAGUCAAGAGCACUGUCAUGGAAGUGGACGAGCGCGUCCACACCUUAACUGAGAGCUUCGAACCUUUUGCGCCCGAAGCUCGCCCAGGGGAUCGGUUACUGGACCGCUAUGCAGACCGUAUCCACCUUGACGAGCGCGAUCCUACCCAGGAUAGGCGCCCAUAUCUAGACGAGCUCAUCGCGAGAGCGAGGGCCGACCCACUAACAGUACUGGCUGCAACUGAUGGCUCUGUCCCUCAGUCCAACCAGUAUCAGGCGGCUUCAGCUGCUAUAAUCUACAAGGGACAUCGCGAGCUCGAGAGGACUCGUUAUGUCUCUGGCAGAGUUACCGCCCCAGAUGCGGAACUUAAUGCCAUCUCGUGUGCAGUGCGCCUUGCUGUCAAGCAGGCAAACUGCCAGCAUAUUAUGGUCUUCACUGACUCUAUGGGCUCAGCCCAUAGAGCGGUUGACCCCGGCGUGCAUUCUGGUCAGGCUUUUAGUCUGUCAGUAUGUUGCGCUCUUCAAGAGUGGUUUGAGGCGGAUGAUCUCCAUCGCAUUACCUUCGUCUACGUCCCUUCCGCUAUGCGGUGGGAUAUCCAUGGUGAAGCACACAAGUACGUCACCGAACUCAAAGUCAGGGUUGGGCGUCGCAAGACGGACAACUCCAUAGACGCGCUUCGCUCUCGAGCUGCGCACUCAGUCUUGGAUUCGUGGAGUUCCACUUUCCAAGAUCCAACCUACCGAGGCUCUGAAUUCCUAGAGCUUCAACAGCCUGACGGGCGGCCGCUACAGCCAUCGUACCUCAAUGGGGGACCUUGGCUUUCAACCUUCGGACACAGUAUCACUGAGUUCGCCCGCGUUUGCCGGUGUAUAACUGGCCACGCCCAUUGGAGCGUACUACCGACGCUUCAAGAUCAAUGA